Penicillium oxalicum is the source of this 828-nucleotide messenger RNA. RefSeq lists its product as uncharacterized. The record is from RefSeq and is a predicted model, not a curated record. NCBI's taxonomy places the organism in Eukaryota, Fungi, Ascomycota, Eurotiomycetes, Eurotiales, Aspergillaceae. Bases 1 to 828 code for a protein of 275 amino acids. The transcript is spliced from 2 exons.
AUGCAGAGCUCACAAGCUGCAGACCAGGGAGUCGCAGAUCAAGAGCUGCUCCGAGGCCUGGCCGAAGCCCUCCAAUGCACCACCUGUCAGAUUUCCAUCAAUCCGGCGUCGAUGGCGGACGACAUUGACAAGGGGGCCUACAUCACCAAUCAUUACCCACCCUUCUUCCUCAACAACUACACCAGAGACGAUGACAUCUCGCCGCUCGACACCACCGCCCCAACCGGGGAACCCUCGUUCUGGAAACACAUCACUCCCGAACAGCGGGACCGCUACUACCAGCUUGUCGAACAGGCCUUGAAUCGUAUCCUCGACGAGUCCAAGGACACCGAUCCCGAGGUCGCCAUUCUCUUUGCCCACUAUCAAAUCGACUUUCACAUCCGCCAACACUACCUCUCUCAUCGCGGGGUCCUCUCCUUCUGCCGCAACGCAGAUGACAUGCAACAACUGCGUCACUGGCAAUGGAAGCUCCACGACGUCGAUCACCGCAAACCACUCAACCUCAACCACAGCUGGCCCCAUGGCUGCAAGCACACCGCCUGGCCAGAUGACAAGAAUCUGGAGAUGAUGCACCUCACACUGAUGUGGAAGCGAGCCUGGCCUGCACGACGGAAGCGUGUGGCCGAAGUCCGCGUACGAUGGGCGGCCAUCAUGGAGGAACGGCGGAAACAGCGAGAGAUGCUGCUCCGCAAGCAGAAAGCCAAGGAGACCAUCACGGUUCGGCUCUACUGUCGGGGGGAAUUGAUGGAUGUGCGAGAGCUCAAGCGAAUCCCACAUUCUGAGCCGACGCUUCGGCCAGAUCGGGUGAUGCAGAGCUCGGCCUUUUGA